This is a messenger RNA of Quercus robur (English oak), 4667 nucleotides long. Its product is annotated as DNA ligase 6. The transcript has 19 exons. Gene Ontology annotation, molecular function: ATP binding; DNA ligase (ATP) activity; DNA binding. The coding region runs from base 187 to 4485 and encodes 1432 amino acids. Gene Ontology annotation, biological process: DNA biosynthetic process; DNA repair; DNA recombination. The record is from RefSeq and is a predicted model, not a curated record. Lineage: Eukaryota; Viridiplantae; Streptophyta; Magnoliopsida; Fagales; Fagaceae.
UAAGAAACCGUCGGAUUUCGGAGGUCGGAGCAACAAAUUAUGCUUCAAUAAUUCGUAUAAAACAUACUUUUGGCGCCUUUGAAAAGCAAGAACUCCCCAACCCCACCAACUUCUGUAAAGCCAAGCCAACACCAUCAACUACUGACUCCCCAUUCUCAUUUCUCACCGAUCAUCUUCCAAAUCCAAAUGGCCUCUUCCUCGAAAACCCUAACCCUAGACUCCUCCCAACUCUUCCUGGCCGCUCUCCAAUCCCAAUCAUUACCACCACCAUCACCCUUCUCUCUUUCUACUCCCAUUCCCUCCUCCUCCUCCUCCUAUCCCCCUUCCAAACUCAUCCCCAACACCCGUUUCCUCGUAGACGCCUUCCGCGGCGAUUCCAGUUUCUCCGUCUCCUACUUCCUCUCCCACUUCCACUCUGAUCACUACGCCGGCCUCUCCCCCACCUGGUCCAAAGGCAUCAUCUUCUCUUCCCCCACCACCGCCCUUCUCCUCACCCGCGUUCUCAAACUCCCCUCCCCCUUUGUCGUCCCUUUACCGCUCCGCCAAACUUUUGUCAUUGACGGCUGUCAGGUCACCCUCAUUGACGCCAAUCACUGCCCUGGUGCCGUCCAGUUCUUCUUCAACAUUCCUGGCCCCAACGGUGGCAGGUAUGUUCACACCGGCGAUUUUCGGUUUUCUCAUUCCAUGAGAUUUGACUCUUUUCUAACUCAAUUUAUUGGUUCUGAUGCUGUUUUCUUGGAUACCACUUAUUGUAAUCCCAAAUUUGUGUUUCCUUCGCAAGAUGAGUCUAUUGAUUAUGUUGUUAGUGUGAUCGAUAGAGUAAGAGUAGGAGUAGGAGUAGGAGGUGAGGGUGAUUCAUUGAGGGAUGUUUUGUUUCUUGUCGCUACUUAUGUUGUUGGGAAAGAGAGGAUUUUGCUCGAGAUUGCCCGGAGGUGUAAUCGGAAGAUACACGUCGACGCUAGGAAGAUGGAGGUUUUGCGUGUUUUGGGGUAUGGCGAGAGCGGGUUGUUUACAGAGGACGUGUGUGAAAGUGAUGUUCAUGUUGUUGGGUGGAAUGUUUUGGGUGAGACGUGGCCGUAUUUUAGGCCUAAUUUCGUGAGAAUGAAGGAGAUCAUGGAUGAAAGAGGCUACUCUAAGGUUGUGGGUUUUGUUCCGACAGGGUGGACUUAUGAAGUGAAGCGCAAUAAGUUUGCUGUCAGAACUAAGGAUUCCUUUGAGAUUCAUCUUGUUCCGUAUAGUGAACAUUCAAACUAUGACGAACUUAGGGAAUAUGUGAAGUUAUUAAAACCAAAGCGUGUCAUUCCUACCGUGGGUUUGGAUGUUGAAAACCUUGAUAGCAAGCAUGCUGAUAAAAUGCAAAAGCAUUUUGCAGGGUUAGUUGAUGAAAUGGCCAAUAAGCAAGAGUUCUUAAGGGGUUUUUAUCGAGGGUCCUGUGAAGUGGUUGACAAGGUUGAAAGAGAUGCCAGCACUAAUGAGGAGCUGGACAAGGAGAAUGAGAUCAAGGAAACUAAGGCAAAGGGCAGUGAUAUUAAAGAACCUGGUACACAAGAUCCAGUUGUCUUGAAUGAUGAGGAUAUAUCUUCUCUUCAACAAUCCAGUUCACAGGAUCCAGUUAUGCUGAAUGAUGAGGACACGGAGAAACUCGUUCAGGAACUUCGUGAUUGUUUGCCCACAUGGGUCACUCACAACCAGAUAUUAGAUCUGAUUAGCAGCUCAGGAAGGAAUAUUGUUGAAGCGGUGUCUAAUUUUUAUGAACGUGAAACUGAAUUUCAUGAGCAAGUCCUUGCUAGUACAGCUACAACAUCUGUGUCCACUUCUCAAAGUAGCUCACUUAAUGUCUCCGCUUCACUUUCACAAGCAGGUUUUGUUAUGAGUAGUCCUAUUGGAAGCAUUGACAAUGCUUUAAGUAAAGUCUAUAAGUCAGCCAACCUGAAGCAUUCUCGUAAGAGUAAUAUUUCCCUUGGCAAAGGUAAGGGGACUAUUGACAAUAAGCCAAACAAGAAAGUUAAAGUCAAUUCAAUUAAGAGUGGCACUUCUCCUGGAAAAAGGAAGAUGAAUGUUGAGAAUAAGACAAACAAGAAGGUUAAUUCAAAGUUGGAAUCUGGUGGUUCAAAACAAUCUACAAUAACAAGUUUCUUCAGUAAAGUUUUGCCUGAUGUUUCUGAAGGUGGUAAGGUAGGAACUUUGUUUGAGCAGAGCCCUAUAGAUGAAAAUCUGUUGCCUGAUGAUUCUGCCAAAUUUUACAGGGAUGAAAUAGACCAGUUUAUUCAAAUAAUAAAUGGCAAUGAAUCAUCCAGAAGCUGUGCCGCCACCAUUCUAGAGAAGACAAAAGGAGAUAUUAAUAAGGCGCUGGAUAUUUACUUCUGUAAUCAUGAGGGUGACCUUGGUGACUCCAACAAAUCAGUUCUGGUGCAGAGUAGUGUCAACAACUGCUCUCCUGGCCAAAAGAAGAAUGUGCUAGAGAAAGAACAUGUUCCUGAUAUCUCUUUGCAGUCAACGUUAACAAAGGAUGUGGAUGCAACUCCUGUAUCACUACCUCCAGAAAAAUACAAUCCUAUAGAGCAUGCAUGCUGGAGGAGUGGACAACCUGCUCCAUAUAUACAUCUUGCAAGAACUUUUGAUCAACUAGAGGAUGAAAAAGGGAAGAUAAAAGCUACUUCUAUGUUGUGUAAUAUGUUCAGAAGUUUACUGGCCUUGUCUCCUGAGGAUGUGCUGCCCACUGUGUAUUUGUGCACAAAUAAGAUUGCUGCAGACCAUGAAAAUAUAGAACUAAACAUUGGUGGAAGUUUGGUCUCCUCAGCACUGGAAGAGGCAUGUGGUACAAACCGGACCAAAUUAAAGGAGAUGUAUAACAAGAUUGGUGAUCUUGGUGAUGUUGCUCAAGAAUUCCGACAAACACAAACAUUACUUGCCCCUCCUUCGCCGCUUCUAAUUAGAGAUGUAUUUUCUGCACUCCGAAAGAUAAGUGUACAGACAGGCAGUGGAAGUACCGUUCGAAAGAAAAAUGUUAUUGUGAAUCUCAUGUGUUCUUGUAGAGAGAAGGAGAUGAAGUUUCUUGUUAGAACUUUGGUCAGAAAUUUACGGAUUGGAGCAAUGAUGAGAACUGUUUUACCCGCUCUAGCUCAAGCCGUUGUUUUUAAUUCCUCCCCUAACUUUUACCAUGAAGGAAAAGUAGACAAUUUGAAGGAGAAUCUUCAGUUCCUUUCUGCAGCCGUAGUUGAAGCCUAUAAUAUACUCCCCAAUUUGGAUCUGGUUGUUCCUUCUCUCAUGAACAAAGGUGUCAAGUUUUCUUCUUCGACUUUGUCAAUGGUUCCAGGAAUACCCAUCAAGCCUAUGCUUGCAAAAAUCACCAAUGGUGUUCCUCAAGCACUGAAGCUCUUCCAGAAUAAAGCUUUUUCAUGUGAAUAUAAAUAUGAUGGUCAGCGUGCCCAAGUUCACAAAUUAGUUGAUGGAACUAUUCGCAUAUUUUCACGAAAUGGAGAUGAAUCGACCUCAAGAUUUCCGGAUGUGAUUAAUAUAAUAAAGGAAUCAUGCAGGCCUGCUGCAAUGACUUUCAUUCUGGAUGCGGAGGUUGUUGCAGUUGAUAGGAAGAAUGGCUUCAAACUUAUGUCUUUCCAAGAAUUAUCUUCUCGAGGGAGAGGAAGCAAAGAUAACUUGAUUACUGUGGAUAGCAUAAAGGUUGACAUUUGCGUGUUUGUCUUCGAUAUCAUGUUUGCUAAUGGACAGCAGCUGUUGGGUUUCUCUCUCCGCAAAAGACGAAAAUAUUUGAAGGAUUUGUUUCAUGAUGAGAAGUUGGGAUAUUUCGAAUAUGCAAAGGAAAUGACAGUUGAAGCAGAUGAUGCUUGUUUGACCAAUGAAGUCACAUUAAAUAAGAUAAGCUCUUUUCUUGAAGAUGCAUUCCGCUCCUCAUGUGAAGGGCUUGUGGUUAAAUUAUUAGAUUUUGAUGCUGAAUAUUCUCCAUCUAAGCGGACUGACACAUGGUUAAAGGUCAAGCGAGACUAUGUUGAAGGAUUGUGUGAUUCUCUUGAUUUAGUCCCAAUUGGUGCCUGGCAUGGAAAUGGGAGAAAAGCUGGAUGGUACAGUCCAUUUCUUAUGGCAUGUUACAACCCUGACACGGAAGAAUUCCAAAGUGUAUGCCGCGUCAUGUCCGGGUUCUCUGAUUCUUUUUACAUAGAGAUGAAAGAUUUCUUUUCUGGGGACAAGAUUCUGUCCAAAAAGCCUCCUUAUUAUCGAACAGCUGAGGUGCCUGAUAAGUGGUUUUCGCCAGAACUUGUUUGGCAAAUAAGAGGUGCAGACUUCACACUUUCACCAGUUCAUCAGGCUGCCAUUGGUUUAGUUCAUCCAUCUCGUGGUAUUUCAAUACGAUUCCCCAGAUUCAUCAAUCCUGUGUCUGAUAGAAAUCCAGAAGAAUCCAGCACAGCUGCAGAUAUAGCCGAAAUGUUUCAAUCUCAGACUCGAAAGAUGGAUGUGACAUCUGAAGCUUGAUUAUUUUGGUUUUCAGGUACAUUAGCUGCUUUUCUAGUUCAAACAAUUGAAUGUACAGUGUACAGAGGAUGAUGCAGUUCCAAAUUUUGUAUGUACAGUCUGAGAAAAUUUGGUAGUAAUGUUGUAGCCUUGUAAACUUGUAGAUUAAGGGUUUCAUCUCGUUUCAAAUAACUUUGUUCCAA